AUGGCUGGCUCCGGCCCCCAGGGCCCCAAAGACUACAUCAUGAGCUACCCGGAACCGCCCCGGUAUUCGUCGGCGCCAAUCGACUUGGGAUUGUCGCCUGAGCCCUACAGCGCAUAUCCGCGAUCAUCACACGAAUACCCGACAACCAUGGGGUACGAAAACGGACCCGUGUAUGCUGAGGCGUCCUACAUGUACAACAGCAACGGGAGGGCGUCACCGGGAAUGUAUCCCGACGACGGCGAUGUGCGCGGGCCGUCGUCCGACUUGAGCAUCGCCAGCACCUCAUCGUCCAACAUGGGCUCGCCACUUUCGAGCCACGACCACAUGGCACCGAUCCAUGACUGGACCGCGGCAUCCCACGGACUGGGUGUAAACCCAGGCAUCGUCGAUCAGGGCGACCUCUACUCCAACGGGGAAUACUCGACCUUCGCGCCCAGCGCGAUCGAGGGCUUCAACAACUACGAUUUCCCUACCAGCAAAGCCCCCGGAUUUGUCGGUGAGUUGUCACGUAUCCCUAGGUCUUCUCCUCUUUCUCCUAGCCCGCGCGGCCACCGACACGCCUCGCGUGGCUCCAUUUCUUCGUCUUCUUGCGACUCUGGAUCUACCGUUGUACCCCAAAAAUCCUCAAGCCCCGUGCUAGCCGUCGACACUCGGUUGGCGCGGGCCUCGGUGUCUGCGUCGCCGGCAUCGACCCCGGUUUCUUCUGCCCCGACCUCGGGCCUUGUCUUCACGACACCUGCGACGUCUGCCUGCUCUUUUUCUUCUCCUCCGCUGCCAGCGUGGAGCAGCCCGCCUCUAGGCGGCAGCCCCGCGCCCCGGCCCAGCACACCCAGCCCUCGACUGGGUCAUUCUUCUUUCUUUUGUCAGUCUAGCGGCCAUUUUGUUCCUCCUCUCGAGACGUCUUGUUGGUUUCCUCUGUCUGAGCGCGAAUUCUCGUUGCACGGUCAGGUUACUGACAUGGACCUCGCGCCUCCAGAUCCUACUUUAAUACACCCAGACGUGAGAUCGAUUGGGAUGCCCACUUACGAGCGGUCGUAUCCGGCACCGCCCACAACGUAUCCCGCUUCACCAGCACUAUCUGCCUCGCCACAACUCCGGAACGGCAGCGCCUCUCCCUUCAUACAGAAUCCUAAUUAUCAGGGGGGCUACUCACCAUUCCAGCCUCCCGUCGAGGCGCAACGGCGAGGGAGCCUCGGGUCCUAUUACUCUGCAGAGCCGCCGUAUAGCGGUGACGAGUCGAGGGAGAAACAGCGCUGCCCGCACCCGGAAUGCGGCAAAUCCUUCAAGGACCUCAAGGCUCAUAUGCUGACGCACCAAACCGAGAGACCCGAGAAGUGCCCGAUUGCGACGUGCGACUACCACGUCAAGGGCUUUGCCAGGAAGUAUGACAAGAACCGGCACACCCUCACGCAUUAUAAAGGCACUAUGGUGUGCGGCUUUUGUCCGGGCUCGGGCUCUGCCGCGGAAAAGUCAUUCAACCGGGCCGAUGUGUUCAAGCGGCACUUGACAGCGGUACACGGAGUCGAACAGACCCCGCCAAACAGCCGGAAGAAGACGGCCGGUGUGAGCAGCAACAGCAACAAGAAGUUGACUGGCUACGCCCCGGACGCCACGGGCAAGUGCUCGACAUGCUCGCAGACAUUCAGCAACGCCCAAGACUUCUACGAACAUCUGGACGACUGCGUGCUGCGUAUCGUCCAGCAGGAGGACCCGGCUGAGGCGAUCAACGCAAAGCGACUGGCUGAGGUGGAGAACGACCGGGAGGUGCAUGAAACCCUCGAAAAGAACAAUCUGCCGACUACCACCAUGACCACCACCGCCACAGACGGGGAUGAGGAGGAUGAAAACAUGGAGGACGACGAGUUUGACGACGAGUCCAAGGCUCGCGGCGUCAAGGCGUCGUUGACAUCGCCAAUCAGGAGGACAAAGGGCAGCAACAACCCGCCCAACGGGGUACAAAAGUCGCGGGGUAUGACACACUCGCGUGGUGGUGUCCCCCUUCAGACAAAGAGUCGGAGCCGCAAGAACCGGCGCGAUUACCCGUCGUCGUGGGGCUUCGACAAGGGUCAGAUGACCAUGAAGAAGCGGGUGCUGGCCGUGUUCGAUGGCCCGCGCCGGCUGGCCAAGGACGACAUGAUGCUGUCAACGGAGCAAGAGGUGCGCAUCAAGCUGCAGGACGGCAAGUCGUACGUGACCGACUUUGACUUGCAGACCAUCAAGCGCGCAGAGGGCUUUCUGAACGCGACCGAGGAGGAGAAAGGCCCCUGGGUCUCGGAUGACCCGACCGACGAGCAGAUCAAGCAGAUGCUCGAAUUCACCGCUGCCGAUGUGCCGGUUGCGGCCGCGCAAUAG
Canariomyces notabilis is the source of this 2352-nucleotide messenger RNA. RefSeq lists its product as uncharacterized. The coding region runs from base 1 to 2352 and encodes 783 amino acids. Lineage: Eukaryota; Fungi; Ascomycota; Sordariomycetes; Sordariales; Chaetomiaceae. The transcript has 2 exons. The record is from RefSeq and is a predicted model, not a curated record.